AUGCCCAUAUUGCUUCCAAUAGUAGUGAGAAAAGCCUCAUUCUCACCUAAAAAUUGCUAUUUCAGCUGGAGAAGUCUGAACAUGCGGGAGGUAUGAGACUGUGUUGUUAAGGAGCGGAGAUGCGUGUCCUAGCUAAUCUCAUUGCAGGAGGUUCACAAGUACUAACCAGUUUACCAAUGUCCCACGAUAAUAAAGAGCAAGUGAGCAUGAAGACAACUCCCCAGUUUGCAUUGAAUGGCGACCUUCAGAGCCUUGUUUAUACUUCUUGUGGCACUCACCAAGCACUCACUGGCCGCCGCCCGAUCCAACUCGCUGAGAAACCCGCACCUUCUUGCCGCAAUUGAAGAGAUGAAACAAGCCAAUUACUUCUCCUUCGUCAUGCUCAUAAACAUGUCGCCUCCCAUGUUACUCGUGGGCAACCUCACCUUCUUUAUGCCCGACGACAGGAUGCUGUCGAGGAUCGUUCUACCCACAGAUGAGGUCUCCGGUUUUGUGCUUCGUCAUUCUAUACCUAAGCCUUUGCUCUUCGACUACCUCGAACACAUACCGACGGGUUCUCUCAUUCCAACAUCAGUUCCAGGGAACAUGGUCAGAAUCAACAACGAAGGACGCAGGAGCUUCUUUCUCGACAAUGUUAGGAUCACUCAACCGAAUGUGUGCGUGGCGGGGUCUUCAAUCAGGUGCCAUGGCAUUGACGGGGUGUUGCUGCCGGUGACGAAUGUCACCGAGUCUCCAUCACCUCCUUGCCCUCGUAACCCUGCUAACCCCACAGCAAUGCCAACGCCACCUCCACCUCCUCCUCCAGUGAGCGAUGUAAUGCAGCCUCUGAGUUCGGCUUCCCCCAAAUCAGCCCUGGCAGCAAGUCCAUUCACUCCCCCAGAGAAAUCGGCUUGUUCACGCCGGCUGGGUGCCGAAGGACUGGCAAAAUCUGUAUUGACCGGGAUUAUGGUCUCAGCCAUGAUGGAGUUCCUCAGGAAUUCGUCGUAAUUCGAGAAUGCAAAUUAGUGAGCCUUA
Rhodamnia argentea is the source of this 1014-nucleotide messenger RNA. Its product is annotated as FAS1 domain-containing protein SELMODRAFT_448915. The record is from RefSeq and is a predicted model, not a curated record. Lineage: Eukaryota; Viridiplantae; Streptophyta; Magnoliopsida; Myrtales; Myrtaceae. The transcript has 2 exons. The coding region runs from base 235 to 987 and encodes 250 amino acids.